Messenger RNA from Notothenia coriiceps (black rockcod), 709 nucleotides. It is a transcript of the gene tmem154, whose product is annotated as transmembrane protein 154. Bases 74 to 694 code for a protein of 206 amino acids. Lineage: Eukaryota; Metazoa; Chordata; Actinopteri; Perciformes; Nototheniidae. The transcript has 7 exons. The record is from RefSeq and is a predicted model, not a curated record.
GUGAACAUGUUUAGUCAGAUCAGGAAGUGUGAUGCUGUGACAGUAGAGGAGGAAGCGGACUCACAAUGGCACCAUGUUUGCUUCUGGGACUGGAAGCAUGAGAGGGCCGGGGCUGAAGACCCCUCUGCUGCUGCUGCUGCUGCUGCUGCUGGGCACAGUGUUUUGCCAAGAAGAGGAUGAUGCAGGCGUAGAAGAAGAAGAAGCAGACACAGACAUAGAGCCUGAGGAGGAGCCCGGAGAAGUAGAACCAGGGGCUGAGGACCCAGAUGUUUCUGAAUCCACUCUACUUCCGGAACUCACCACAACAUAUUUCGAUGUUGAAACUACCAUUGGAGAAGAGCAGGAUGGCUCAGGACGUUAUAACUCCGAGCCCUAUGAUGAUGAGUCAAACACCACGGAUACGACCGACCCAGAGCCGGAUGAGGGUCUGGGUCUGCUCAUCAUCCUGAUCCCUGUGGUGCUGGUGGUCCUCAUCAUCGCCAUCAUCGUUUUCUGCAUCUUCAUCAACCGCAGGUGGAAACAAAAUCAGAUGGAUCAAGAGCUGAGGAAAGAGGAUCUAUAUUUGGACGGGUCCAGUACAGAGAAGGUUCCUAUGCCCAUGUUUGAGGAAGACGUGCCCUCUGUGCUCGAGCUAGAAAUGGAAGAGUUAGACAAUUGGAUGAGGAAGGAUGGUGAGUAUCUUUUUAACAUGUAGCUGUAGCGUAUACAU